Molecule: messenger RNA, 2238 nt
Organism: Pleuronectes platessa (European plaice)
Lineage: Eukaryota; Metazoa; Chordata; Actinopteri; Pleuronectiformes; Pleuronectidae
Gene: cfap91
Product: cilia and flagella associated protein 91
Exons: 17
Coding region: 1-2238 (745 amino acids)
Source: RefSeq, a predicted model, not a curated record
AUGAACGAAUCCGUCAGUGUCACCGUUUCCAGGAAGAAGCCGAGCGACGCGCUGGUGAAGCGUCAGCGCGUCUACGACUUCCUGUACGAUCCGGUUCACACGGUUUCCUCCGAGGUGGAUCACAUCCGGUCCAGAGCCUCCCUACACAGAGUGCGGCGAAUGCCUGAGUUCGACUCCAUGUUCAGCAGCCUGCCGCACCACCCGGGCUUCACCCUCCAGCUGGACCCCACAGACCCCGUCCCCCCCUCGGUGGACCGGGCCUGGAGAGGCUACAGGGACCAGCACAGAGAGGCUCUGCAGCAGCUCACCGGGGUGACAAGAAGGGACCAGAGUCAUCGAGGAGCUGAUCACUGGAAAUACUUUCAGAGACCUCUGCUCCCCUCCUCACAGCGGCUUCCCCCUGACGUGAUCUAUGGUUUGCAUCAAGGAAACCUAGUGCCGCCUGGUGGACAGAAUGCAGAACAGCAGCUCACACACGUCACGGUGGGGGUGCAGACGGACUACAGGGAGAGUGAGACCCAAACAGACCCGUACUGCCCCGAGUACGUGAUCCGACCGGGCACGACUCCCACGGAGCUCCUGCAGCUCGCUCCUCUGACCUGGGGUCGCGGUCUGCCCGCUGGCCUGGCGGAGGUGGAGAUGAUCGAGCGGGCCCGGGCCAAACGGGUCUGGGAGGCGAGUCUCCCCCCGCUGGACGACCUGGGUCAGCUGGACAGGAGGAGGCGGAUGAUGGAGGAGAUGGAGGCCGAGGAGUGGGCGUUCAGGGAAAAAGAAAUCCAGAAGCUGCAGGAGUCCCGUCUGGUGGUGCUGACGGACCUGUUGAUGCAGAGAGACGAGGCCCAGAGACACAUGACAGACCAGAGACUGAGACACAGCUACUUAAAGCUCCUGAGCCACAGGGAGGGACAACUACACAAGACCCAGAACCAGUACACCCGCUCUCUGAGGAAACUGCAAACGAAGGGACGGACCCUGAAGGGGCAGCUGAAGAGACUCGGCCUGAGAGACACUGAUUUCGUCCCUCGGUCCCUCCGGGGAACUUUCACCGGAGCUCACAGCAGUGCCUCACAGAAACACCACCUGACCACAUAUGAAGGCCUGGUGGAGCUGGAGGCCCGAUCCUCCACCCCGCUCCGUCAGCUGCGGCUGAAAAGAUCCAAAGACGUCAUCAAGGACGUGAUCCAGCCGUCUGUGAAGAAAGCGUUACAGCAAAUGAACACAUACAAGGCGCUGAGGGAGAAGAGGACGGAGAAGCCGUUACGUUUCCUGGUCAAGAAGGAGAAGCCGGUUCCUCGUCCCACUACUCCCACAGUGGAGGAGCCGCCGGAGGGAGAGGAGGAGACGGAGCUCGCUGUCAUCCACCUGCAGAAGCUGCUGAGAGGGAAAAGCGUCCAGAACGAGAUGUUUAAGGGCAAAGAGAACCACACGGAUCUCAUCCAGGAACUGAGGACGGUCCACGCUCUGCAGAGACAAGAGCAGGAGCUGCAGCAGGUGGACAGAGAGAUGAUGAUCGCCCUGAAGACACAGAGAGACAAACAGAGAGUCGAGACGUCUCAGACCGAGGCGUCCCAGGCCCGAGUGAUCGGCGCAGAGCUGGAGGACAUGUUCGACACCUUGUCCAAGGAGCUGAUUCGCCUCCAGGAGGAGCGAAGGAUCCACGCCUUCACGCUCCUCGCCGAGAGGGAGCGCCGCAUCCGAGAGGCCGAGGAGAGCGGCAGGAGGCAGCUGGAGGAGUUCAGGCGCAGAGAAGAAGAUGAGAUCUUCAGACAAGUGGUGCAGAUUCACCAGGAAACUGUGGACUUCUAUCUGGAGAGCGUCAUCCUGGGAACUGUGGAGCGGACGGCGGACCACCAGGCCCGAGAGGAGAUCCGCCGGAGGGCGAAGGAGAUCAACGACAUCGUCUACGCUGCGGAGCAAAGCAGGAACAACCUUCAGUCGGAGGAGAUCGUGUCAGAGCUGGUUUACAGUUUCCUCAUCCCAGAGGUGGAGAAGAUCAACAUCAGGAGAAGAGUUCACGCGAGGCAGCAGAAACACUUGCAGGCCGUUCGGAGCAUCAUCAAUGAGGCUGCAGAGGGUUCUGGGAUCCCGCCCUCCUCUCCUCCUUCCCUCCUUCCUUCCCUCCUUCCUUCUGAAACAGCCUCCAUUGAGGAGCCGAGCAGCCAAGAGCAGGAUCAGCAGCAGGAAGCAGAACCUCAACUUCACAGAGUAGAGACCUCAACGACAGCUCCUACCGUUUAA